AUGAAUACGGCUAAUCCAUCUAUUCCGGAAGCUAUUCUGUACUGGUAUGAACAUGGAAUUGAGAUUAAACGCAGUGGGAAGAAUAAAGAUACAUUAGAGGAAGUAAGAAAUUAUCUCAAGUCAGCGGGAUGGACCUUUUGGUACAAAACAAAGGGAUUAAGGGAAGAAUUGCGAUAUACUUCUCCAACCGGAAGAAAUUAUCUCUCUCUUCGAAUGGCCUGCAAAGGUUACAUGGAGGAAAGAGGACUAGUUGUGGAAGACAUCAUAGCUGCAAGAAAUAAAAAAUUAAAUCUUGCGUCUCAAUCGCUUGACGGACCACCACCACCAUUACACAGUAAUGGAAACGACGCCAUUGAUGGAAAGACUUUGCUUUCAGAUUCAAACAAAGUUAAUAGCCGAAGUGUUGCUAUUUCUUGGUUGAUAGACAACAAUUUGGUGUUGCCGAAGUCCAAGGCGCAUUAUUUAGGUGUGAAUGGUCCAUUGGCAAAAGGGCAGAUAGAUCGAGAUGGGAUCAAGUGUGAUUGUUGUAAUCAGGUGUUUACACUUUCGAAAUUUGAAGCUCAUGCAGGAAGCAAGAAACAUAGACCGGCUGCCAACAUUUUCUUGGAUGAUGGAAAAUCUUUAUCAGAUUGUCAAAGGCAAAUGUUCGAGAACAAUGAGAUCCGACGUUUUGAAAAGAAGCAACACAAUGCUAUUGAGAACGAUAAGUUAUGUUUUGAAAAGAAACAACACAAAGCUAUGGAGAACGAUAAGUUAUGUUCGGUAUGUCGUUCUGAAGGUGAGCUAAUUUUCUGUUCUAAUUGUCCUUCCUCAUUUCACAAGAGGUGUCUUGGUUUGAAAGAUAUCGCAAAUGGUAAUUGGUUUUGUCCCUCCUGUUCUUGUGGGAUCUGUAGCAAACGAAAAUUUGAAGAAAACACUGGACAUUCACAUUCAAAGGGUGAAGAAAUUAUUUGCAUUUGUGAUCAAUGUCAGCAUAAUUUUCACAUGGGUUGCCUAAGGAAGAGCAGAGGAACAGUUAAGUCAAAAAAUUCUCAAAAUAAAUGGUUUUGCAGUGAUAGGUGUGAACGUGUUUCUUACCAUCUUCAUCAGCUUUUAGGGAGAUUAUUUCCACUGGGUAGAGAUGGUUUAACUUGUAGAUUGUUAAAACCCGGUUAUCAAAAUCCUAGUGAUUCAGAUAAGAUGGGGUCUUUGAUGGAGAAUCAGAAAAAGUUGAUUUUAGCUCUUAAUGUGAUGCAUGAAUGUUUUGAGCCUAUUAAAGAAGCUUCAACAGGGAGAGAUCUUUUUGAAGAAGUUAUAAUGAAUCGAGGAUCAGACCUGAAACGUCUGAAUUUUCGAGGCUUCUAUACGAUGGUUUCAGAGAGAAACGAAGAAGUAAUAUCGGUGGCAAAUUUCAGAGUUUCUGGAAAAGUGGCCGAGAUACCAAUUGUGGCUACAAGGCUUCAAUAUCGGAAAAAUGGAGUGGAGAGGUUAGUGUUACCUGCAAUUCCUGAUAAUCUAAACAUGUGGAUAAGUAAAUUUGAGUUCUCGAAGAUGACAGAUUCUGAGAAAUUACAGUACUUGAAUUAUGCUUUCCUGGAUUUUCAAGAUGCCAUCAUGUGUCAAAAAUCGUUAAUGAAGACCUCUCCAGUUAAAUUCUGGAGUGUUUGA
Pistacia vera is the source of this 1647-nucleotide messenger RNA. Its product is annotated as increased DNA methylation 1-like. The record is from RefSeq and is a predicted model, not a curated record. Gene Ontology annotation, biological process: negative regulation of DNA-templated transcription. Lineage: Eukaryota; Viridiplantae; Streptophyta; Magnoliopsida; Sapindales; Anacardiaceae. The transcript is spliced from 2 exons. Gene Ontology annotation, molecular function: transcription corepressor activity. Bases 1 to 1647 code for a protein of 548 amino acids.